Messenger RNA from Trichechus manatus latirostris (Florida manatee), 6167 nucleotides. It is a transcript of the gene SLC30A1, whose product is annotated as solute carrier family 30 member 1. Bases 1315 to 2274 code for a protein of 319 amino acids. The record is from RefSeq and is a predicted model, not a curated record. The transcript has a single exon. Gene Ontology annotation, molecular function: zinc ion transmembrane transporter activity; calcium channel inhibitor activity. Gene Ontology annotation, biological process: intracellular zinc ion homeostasis; detoxification of zinc ion; zinc ion transmembrane transport. Lineage: Eukaryota; Metazoa; Chordata; Mammalia; Sirenia; Trichechidae. Gene Ontology annotation, cellular component: membrane; endoplasmic reticulum; Golgi apparatus.
CAGGGUCAGGAGGUGACCGUCGCCCCGCAGCUGGGCUUGGCUGUCUUCACAGGCGUUCUGAAGUCACUGCCUUGUUUUUGGUUUUAACGGGUUCACAGAUGAUUCCGAGUUAAAUUUCUUGGCCCGCUUGGGAAAGGGAGAAAAUCCCCAGCACAUCGUUGGUUGUUGCGCGUUUGAAACCUUGCACUGCCAAGUUCUGCCUGUGAAACAUGUUUCGUAAUACUGCCUUCCGAGCAAACCUAGCCAUUAGUUUGCCCGAGCUCAAAGCCCCGGUUUAGUUUCUUUUAUGAACAGCAGCGUAAUGUUUCGGUUAAUUGACCCCUACUCCUGAAAAUCAUAGGUGUAGCACCUGUUGAACGUUUACUUCACUUAGUACUUUUCACAAUCAUAGGAAAAUAGAAGUGGUAGUGAUUUAUUCAUCUUUCAUUUUUAAUAGAUGCUUUUUUAUUCUAAAAAUAAGUACUGUUGAAGGAAAUUUGGAGAAUGCAGGAAUGUUGGAAGGAAGCAGAUGGAAAAAGAAAUCAACCAGUGCCCUACCACUCAGGCUCAAUGGCUGUUAACAAUUUGGUCUAUUUCCUUCCCAUUUUUUCUGUUUAUAUAUAUUCACCUGGUUGUAUCGUACUUCACAGGCAAUUUUCCUUUUUUCAAGAUACAGGAUAAAUCAUGUUAAUGAAUGCAAAUUGGGCAUUGAAAAGGUCUAAUAAUUGGGUUUCCUCUCGCCCCACCCCCAAAAAUUAAGUUGCUCUGGUGUGGCUAAUUCUUUUAAAAUAUCAAGAGCUAGAAAGGAAUGUGGUGAUCAGCUACUUCCAACCUUCCCUGCAGUCGCUUUAAUAAUCGUUUCUAUGACUGUUGAUAGAUUUCUAUUGCUGAUUUGUCAGUUUCUAAGUCCCUCCCUCACAAUAAAAGUUUAAAAGUUAAACUCGGUUUUACUCUUAGUGACUCCAGCCAGAACCUAGUGUCAGAAUCAGGCAUUUUGUGUCAGGAGACUAUUCAUGGCUCUAUUUAACUUUGGAGGGUAGCGUUCAAUUUUCUGUUUUCCUGUUUGUAUAUGCCAGAAAGUCUAGCAGAAUGUUUACAGGACCCCACCCCAAUCAAAAUGCUACACUGUUUUUGGAGGAGGAUGGUUAGGACAGUAAGGAAGCAGCAUCUUAAUGACUUUAGCCCUGGGCAUUAUGCCCUGGCUUGUCCCCAGUAUGUCAAUUUAUAUUAAAUUGUUCUGAGCAGAUUUUAAAUUUUACUUUAUGAAAGCUUUUUCAUUUCAAAAGAGACAGGCAUUUUUCACCUUCUUUACUACUCAAGUGGAAUCAGACAAGGAUGAAAUUUUAUGUAAACAUGUUAAAUGUAUUUGAUACAGGAUUCUAUUUCUUUGUAGAUUCAGACAAAUCCAGAAAUGAUGCAGUGGAAGUACAAGUGAAUGGAAAUCUUAUCAAAGAACCUGACCACAUGGAAUUGGAAGAAGGCAAUGAGUCUGGACAACUUAACAUGCGUGGAGUUUUUCUGCAUGUCUUUGGAGAUGCCUUGGGUUCAGUGAUCGUUGUAGUAAAUGCCUUGGUCUUUUAUUUCUCUUGGAAAGGUUGUCCUGAAGGGGAGUUCUGUGUGAACCCAUGUACCCCUGACCCCUGCAAAGCAUUUGUAGAAGUAAUUAACAGUACUCAUGCACCAGUUUAUGAGGCUGGUCCUUGCUGGGUACUAUAUUUAGACCCAACUCUUUGUAUUGUAAUGGUUUGUAUACUUCUUUACACAACUUAUCCAUUGCUUAAGGAAUCUGCUCUUAUCCUUCUGCAAACUGUUCCUAAACAAAUUGAUAUCAAACAUUUGAUAAAGGAACUUCGAAAUGUUGAUGGAGUAGAGGAAGUUCAUGAAUUACAUGUUUGGCAGCUUGCUGGAAGCAGAAUCAUUGCCACUGCUCACAUAAAAUGUGAAGAUCCAACAUCGUACAUGCAGGUGGCUAAAAUCAUUAAAGACGUUUUUCAUAAUCACGGAAUUCACGCUACCACCAUUCAGCCUGAAUUUGCUAGUGUAGGCUCUAAAUCAAGUGUGGUCCCCUGUGAGCUUGCGUGCAGAACUCAGUGUGCUCUGAAGCAGUGUUGUGGGACACGGCCACAGGUCCUUUCUGGAAAGGAUGCAGAAAAGGCCCCAACAGUUAGCAUUUCUUGUUUAGAACUUAGUGACAAUCUGGAGAAGCAGCCCAGGAGGACUAAAGUUGAAAACAUUCCUGCUGUUGUGAUAGAGAUUAAAAAAAUGCCAACCAACCAACCUGAAUCAUCUUUGUAAGUCUUGAAAAGAUGUGAUGAUUGACUAUUGCUUUUAAGCUGCAAGAGGAAAAAACCUCCACUGAAAUUCUAAGUUUGCCAAGUAGUGUAAUUGAAGUCCUGUUCUGGUCACACAGUUAAUUCUAUUUUUGUAAGAACAUAAUGGGACUGCAUAACAGAGUUCUAUAUUACAACUUUGUGAUUGUUAGUGCAGAGUUCAGCUGUGCUGUAACAGUUUUGGAAAGCCAGUUUUAACACUAUGUUACAUUUUUGUUUAAGUAUAAACUUUAUAUACAUAAUGGCAUUUGAUUUCCGUUUUCCCACGGUAAAAAUUAAUUAGGGGGAUAAAUAAAAUUGUUACUGGAAUUUCUCUGUUUUUCUUUCCCCCAGUGUUGUACUUUUGUUGAUUAGAAUUGUAAUUGCUAGAACUUUAAGUCAGCAAGUUUUUCCUUUGAUAUUUUGGAUAAUUUUUACUUGCCCUUUGAGAUCAUUAUCUGGCAUCAUGGCAGCAUAUUUUAAGAGUGACUCAUGGAUAUUAGUAAGAGAUCCUUUUUUUAAAAUUUACAUGGAGUAUUUAGAACACUAAAGAUCAGUUACUAUGCUGUGUUCUCUAUUUCUGAAUGUUACUCUAAUAUAAACCGUGAGAUAAUUAAAUUGUGAACUAUAGUUUACACAUGUGAUAGGAUAUAUGGGGAAUAAGAGCAGGGAAGAAAGUUUACCAAACUAAUUGUGUGUUAACAUUCAGAAGACAUUUCUAAAUUAUUUUGAGAGUUUCAACUCAUGUUUUCUUUUACCAGAGUUAGUCUAAAACAUGGACAUGUUCACCAGCAUUACUUUCUUUGAAAGACUGAUACUAGAAACAGUGAAAUGAAAGUUUACUCACAAAAUACAUACAAUAAAUAUUUCUAAGGAUGUUAAUAACAUGUUAAACAUAAGCUAUUAACAAGAUCUUUUAAACUGUGAGUACUUAAAAAUAAUGCUGUUUGCAGAGUUAAAGUCAUUUCAUGGCGACCAAUCAUGAAUGGAUUUAAAUGGAGCUUUUCAAAUACAACUAACAAUGCUUGUGCUUGCUAAGAGCCACUGAUUUGGGAGGGAAAAAAAUCUGAAGGUUAAUGCAAUUUUGAAUAUGAGAUUCUUACAAAGCAAAUUAAUACUUAAGGCUAGAUUCUGUAAGUCAUCCUGUCUUGACAUUGUUCAGAUCCUCUAAUAGUGGCUUAUUUUGCAAAGAUGCUACAAUAUCUACACAGGAAAUUGUUCUUUACUUUCAUUUUGCUAUGGAUUUUAAAUCCAUACAGAAAUAUUAUUUUAUGGUAUUUAAGUUAUAUUUUUCUUGAUAGAGAAGAUAUUAUGCUUUGUGAAGAAACUGUAGAUUUUUGUCCUCAGAAGGAUGAAAAUCGGUUAUCACGUACAGCUCUAUUUUUCUAGAAGCAAGAUGUCCUGACGACUUAAGUGACUUUUAUAGCUGUGACUACCUUUGGGAUGGCAGCCUUUUGGGGUCUAAAAUAAUUCACUGUUUAGUGGGUCUUAAGAUGAAAAUUUGGAAUUUGACAGUUACUUUUUAAAGGGAUGAUCUUUAUGGUAGAUGGUGUGUGUUUUUCUAGUGUAAGCCUGUUGCUGGCAAUGGGCCUAUUGAAGAACAGACUUGAGGUAAUUUUAGGAACGUGGUUUGUAAGUUCUUAUUUACUCUUAACGGGCCAAAACCAUAACCUGCCAAUAUGCAAUACAUUUUGAUCUUUUAAUACUCUCACCUAAUACUGUGUAAUUCAAUUCCUACACUGGUAGUUAGCUUGAAUUUUGCAAAAGUGUUUGAGGUGUUUUGUUUUGUUUUUUUUACAUGAAACUGGGGGUCUCAUUAUGUGGAUGAACGACAGAGAGAGCACUGGAGAUUGUACUGUAUCAUGUACAUUUCCUGAUUUAAGACUUUAUAGAACAUUUUAUUAAGAUCUCAAAACAGUUUAUAUUAUAAAAGCAUUUCAGUAAUGAGACAAUAGGAUAACUGGUAAAAUACAUUCAAAUGAGGUUUUCUUUGUAAAUGCUGUAUUUAGAAUGCGUUUCUUAAAGGUGGUAUAACACCUAAGCAUAAGACACCAACUGAAGAAGACUUUAAGUGAUGUGUAAGCACAGGACAAGGGCUCUGGUUUUGUUUUUUCAAGUGCUUUGAAGGUAAUAGCCUUUAGGUCUUAGUUAUUUACUUUUCAUAAUUAUUUUUAAGUAGCUUACAUGUAACAAAGUGGUACCAUAGGAUUUUCUUUUUUCAAAGGACUUUGUCAUGAUAAAAAUCAGUGGGCACUGACUCGCCUUUGAGUUUUAACAGACUUAUUUAUUUCUUUACGAUGCACUUUUCUAACCCAUUGUUAGCGAUACUAGCAUUACUUUUAAAACAUGCUUUUGUAUUUAAAUAUUGUGGAAUGAAGGUGUUUUCAAAAUAGCUUAUUCUUUCCUGAAGAAAAUGAGUGAAUAGCCUGGAUUAUUAAGAGAGUUAACCCAAUAUUUAAAUACACUGUUUUAUAACACUGCAUCAGUUAUAGGAGUUGCCUCUCUCCUGCUAGCUCUUUUCUAUUUGAGCAAGAUCAGUGUAUUUAGACUAUGUGUUUAGAGGCUGGUCUGUUGUCUCAGUUUAGUGAGAAGGAGGUGCUGCGUGUGCCUGAAUUAAAACCAACUCUGAAAUUUUUCCAAGCCAAAUGCAGCCUUAAUGGUGAGAGAUUUAAUUCUCUUUUGUUACCUUUUAGCUUAUUAUGAUUAAUUUUUUUGAAAGUGUCUGCAUUUAAACUAUAGAGUAGAACCUAAUAAACAAAAACCAAAACUCUCAAAAACCUUGCUGUAUGUAUUUUAAUGUUUUAGAAAAUGAUAUGUUGAAUACCUAAGGUAUGUAAUUUGAGUAGGAAAAAUUUCUAUCUAGCGCACCUUGGAAAAAUCACUGUAGGUAGAAAAAGAAGUCUUUGUUAACGUGUUUUCAUCUUGUUAACAUCCUCAGCUGAUUUUGAAUUUUUGAAAGUUUUGAGGGAGACGACCUAUGGAAUCUAAUGUGAAGUAUUUAGUAGGUUAACUGGUACUGAGUUGAAGAUUUUUGCUGUUUAUAAACAGAUAUCAUUUGAAUGAGAGAAAUGUCAUUUACCUGCUGUCUUAUUAUGUUCACACAUGCAAAUAUGGAGAGUAAUUCUACAAUAUAAAAAUAUUUAUUUUAAUAUUGAGUUUCAGCUAAGUCAUAAAACAGUGUUAAAACUCUUGGGAAGGUGUUUUUUUUUUUUUAUUUUAUUUGUUUGUUUUUUAAUUGAAACUGUCAAAUACAGUGUUUGACCAUCUCUGAAGCAGGAAUUGUAACGCACCAUUUUUAUGUAGCUCUACCAAUACUACGUGGCAAUGCUGUUUUGUUUUACUAACACGCUCUGGAGUGUUCAGCCGUCAUUUUCACUGGCACGAGAGCCUUUUGUAUGUCAUUCAAUUUAAACUUUUAAACCAAAAAUUUUAUGGUCCAGUGUCUUUGACAAAAAGAUGCUGAAGGGAAUGUAACAUACAAUUUAUCUGUGGUUAUAUAUAAAAAGACAAAUCGCCAAGUUAUGGGUCUGCCUUGAAACAGCACGAUGAAGUGUAUCAGUGUGUGCUGUGAUUCUUUAUGAAGUUUUCAUGUUGUGCUGUUCUUGUGUCUGCUGUUGCCUGUUCUUUGGGCCAGAUGUGGCGCGGUUAAAUGCAGUUAUCAUCUCAUUAAAUGCAGAUGCAGAUAAAAUGUCUUUAGUGCUGCAACAUUUUACCUGACUUUUUGUAUGUUUUAUGACUGUGUUAUUUUCCAAAGCUGUUCCUACCUCACCAUGAGGCUUUAUGGAUUAUUGUGUAUUAUAAAUGUUCUAUAUGAGACAGACUACUGUGUUUCUUCUCGUUUAUUAAAAGUUAAGUAGAAAAAUAAACUAAUUUUAAUAU